AUGCCGUUUAGUGCAAUAAGAUCCAUACAGGCACAAGAUCUGUGUCUAGUGCAGCAUUCAAAAUUCAAGGUUCUUUCUCCCAACAGACUAUCUAGACCAUGUCUAGCCUCUUAUCGAUCUAUUUGCAGCGCAAAUAGUGUUUCGCAACAAGUGACUCACAAUCUCCCGGUUCCGAAGAAGCGCUACGCCAGCCAACGACUUGAGCAGACCACAUACCCAGUGUCUGGAUUUCACUCACAAAGUGCUCUAGCUUCAUCACAGCUAGCGCGGGCGAUUGCUUCACGCCCUGGCACACCUGCAGAGACAUACGUUGCGUAUGGUUUGACUCAGAAGCUCUUCGAGGCCUGUUCUACCCAAGCAGAAUACACUAUACCGCAGUUGAAUAAAAAAGGCGGACAGGUUCCCAAGACUGAUGCCGGAGAAGAUCUUGGGGUUGGCGAAGGAUGGUGGUAUAAAGGUCAGUUUACUUUCACAUUCGGCGGAAUCAAUCUCCAUCUCAUAUUGACGGAUGAAUUCUCGCCAGAAUUGGGGCUUUUGCCCACAUUUUCCACAUGGUCACAAGUCACUUUCCUGCACAUGUACCUAUUAACUGCCCGACUACGUGCUCUGCCAUCACAUGAAAGCCUACAAACCUAUUCACAACACUUGAUCGACCACUUCUCGCACAACGCCGAGCAUCGCAUGGAUGUACUUCAUGGGUUGACCAGUCGUGCUAUCAGGAAUAAAUUUCUCAAGGACCUAUUUAUCCAGUGGCGUGGUGCUUUGGCAGCUUACGAUGAAGGCAUAAUCAAGGGGGAUGCUGUACUCGGGGCCGCUAUCUGGAGGAACUUGUGGAAGGCCGGUCACACCGCUCCUAACGGCGACGAAAUGGAUUGGACCAAGGUUGCCCUUGUUGUCGCAUAUAUGCGACGGGUGCUGCAUGAUCUCUCUCUCGUGAGUGAGGCUGAUCUGGCACUUCAGUUAGGACCUGAAAAGGGAGGCCGGCCUGGUAUAUUCUCAUUCUCCCAGGCAGAUAAGAAGCUGGUUUACGGGAAAUAA
Molecule: messenger RNA, 1038 nt
Organism: Aspergillus aculeatus ATCC 16872
Lineage: Eukaryota; Fungi; Ascomycota; Eurotiomycetes; Eurotiales; Aspergillaceae
Exons: 2
Coding region: 1-1038 (345 amino acids)
Biological process (GO): mitochondrial respiratory chain complex III assembly
Cellular component (GO): mitochondrion
Source: RefSeq, a predicted model, not a curated record